This is a messenger RNA of Dermacentor silvarum, 1438 nucleotides long. RefSeq names its product tachykinin-like peptides receptor 86C. The record is from RefSeq and is a predicted model, not a curated record. Bases 1 to 1296 code for a protein of 431 amino acids. NCBI's taxonomy places the organism in Eukaryota, Metazoa, Arthropoda, Arachnida, Ixodida, Ixodidae. Gene Ontology annotation, biological process: G protein-coupled receptor signaling pathway. Gene Ontology annotation, cellular component: plasma membrane. Gene Ontology annotation, molecular function: tachykinin receptor activity. The transcript has 5 exons.
AUGACUCUACCACCUGAGAGCGACGUCGCUCUCUUGGGUCGACUACUGAACGGUUCGUUGGUGAACGCGGAUAACACAUCCCUCCUGCGCACCCUGCUCGAGUCUCUGAACGACACUGCUUCACGUCCGCGCGCUCCGGUCAUUGAAGUGCACAGCCAGCGGCAGUGGGUGCUGCCCUGGUGGACGCAACUGGUGUACGCCUGCCUUUUCGGAUUCAUGGUAGCCACGGCAGUGCUGGGCAAUGCCACUGUGGUCUGGAUUGUGCUCGCUCACCGGACAAUGCGCACCGUUACCAACUACUUCCUGCUCAACCUGUCGUUAGCUGAUGCCCUCUCGGCCACGUUCAACGCCAUCUUCAACCUGGUUUACAUGCUGGAGAGCCACUGGGCCUUCGGCGAAGCUUACUGCGUCUUCAACAACUUCAUCGCCAAUUUGACCGUGGCCUCAUCGGCAUUUACGAUGGCAGCCAUGAGCAUUGACAGGUACUUCGCCAUCGUGCACCCGAUGUGCGGUCGCCUGUCCCGGUGGCGUUCGGUGGCCAUCAUCGGGGCGCUCUGGGGCUGCUCGGCGCUCCUGUCUCUUCCGCCGCUGCUGUACUCACGCACCCGCUCCUACCGGUAUGCCGACGGGAGCGUGCGCACAGUGUGCAUCCUAGUCUGGCCCGACGGCCCUCCGUACGCCUCCUACGACGACUACUUAUACAACGUGGUGUUCUUGGUGCUCACGUACGGCGUUCCGGUGGCCACGUUGGCUCUCACCUACUGGCGCAUGAGCCGGGUACUCUGGGGAGACCGAUGCAUCGGCGAGUUUACUCGUCAACAGGAGAACGCUCAUCGCACCAAGCAGAAGGUGGUGAAGAUGCUGUUCACCGUGGUGCUGCUCUUCGCCGUGUGCUGGCUGCCCUACCACACGUACUUCCUCUACGUGUCGCACAACCCACACGUGGCCUACCUAGACCACAUCCAGCAUGUGUACCUCGCAAUGUACUGGCUCGCCAUGGCGCACGCUAUGUGCAACCCCAUCGUGUACUACUGCAUGAAUAAAAGGUUCAAGGGAUACUUCCGCACAUUCCUAUGCGGUCGCUGUUGGUCCAAGCCGGGGGCCGCGGACAAGCCAUGCGCCACCACGAGCCCGCAGGCCCAGCUGCGCUCGCUACGCUACUCGUCGGCCAAGGCGACGCAGAGCUUCACCCUCAAGAGUUUUCCCACGAGGGCCGCCUCGACGCACCGACAAGCGGUCACGUGCGGCAACGGCACCACAGCGCCGCCUUCGGGGCUGGCCAUCAACGACGGAUGAAAAUAAAUGUAUUGGCGCCGGAGCGAUCAACCGAGAAUGAAUGAAGAAAUGAGGUGGCAACCGCUCACUUAGUUACCCGUGCUUUUAGAUGGCACCCUAGGGUGCGUGACCGGGUGUGCGCGGAAUACAUCGAAAUAAAAUG